AAAUGUAAAUGUAUAAUGACCGAUAAAUGAUUCUGAAUGUUCAGCCUCCUUGUCCUCUGCAACAUGACAUUAGCCCACAGUUGUCAUAUGAGACAUGUGGUUUUCCUGUGAACAAGCACCACAUCUACUUUUCUAUUGAAACAUUUAUUCUUUGUCCCAGUCACAGCCACCAUCUUCUGUGAAGUCAGACUAACAGUAUGUAUGUAGCUGUCUAAAUAAUGACCUUGUUCAUCCCUGAUAUGGCUGGUCGUCUGUUUUUGCUCAUCCUCCUUUUCGAUACCUUCCAGUACAUCAAAGCCAAAGAUCUUCCUCAGCCCAGUCUGACAGUGAUUCCUGCAGUCAUCAAAGAGAGAGACUCAGUUCAGCUGAACUGUCAGACUCCUUCAUCUGUCUCUGAGUGUUACUUCAAAAUGGAAGGGCAAGUGGAAUUCACCCUACCAUCACCCUGUCAACAGACUCUCACAGGAACACUACUGGUGAGGUGGACAGGUCAGAGUUCACCAGCUGAGGUCAAAAUACAAUGUCAGUACAGUGCUACAGGUUCACAGUUUAGAUCCAUGUUCAGUGAGCCUUCAACAGUCACAAUUCAGGACCUUCCUCAGCUGACAGUCAUCAGAGAGACAGAAUCAGUUCAGCUGAGUUGUGAGACUCCUCCAUCUCUCCCUGUGUCUCACUGUUACUUCUACAUAGAGGGGAGGAAGAAUCUUCCAGACUCAUUGUGUACGCAGACAAUAACAGGAACUCAGCUGCUGAAGAGGGCAGAUCAAACAUUUCCAGUUGUGGUCAAAGUGAAGUGUUACUAUGCUGUAGGGAAGUCUCACACAUCUCCGUUUAGUAACUCUGUCUCAGUCACUGUUCAGGACCCACCUCCUCCCAGGCUGACAGUCAGUUCUACAGUCAUCAGUGAGAGAGACUCAGUUCAGCUGAGCUGUGACUCUCCUCCAUCUGUCUCUGUGUCUCAGUGUUACUUCUACACAGAGGGGAGAGAUCCUAAACCCUCACCCUGUACGAAGUCACUCACGGGGACUGAGCUGCUCUCGUCGGCAGGUCAAAGUUCAUCUGCUGAGAUCAAACUGAGAUGUUUUUACACAGUAGAAACUCACUUUCCAUCGAUGCACAGUGGUUCUGUCUCUCUAUCUAUUCUUGAUCCAAAACCAGACAUUACAGUCCAUUUUGAUGGGGACUUCACCAUCAUCUGUUUGAUUCCUGGAUCCGUCAGUCCUGACACCACCUGUAACCUGUAUGUUGGAGAGGAGAGUCAGCCAUCCUUCACAGCAAAGAUCAAGAAGAGAAAAGCCAACUCAGCAUCCGGAGAGCCGUUCUGUCAAUUCACUCCAAAUCAUAGUGAUCUGAUCAGUCGUCUUCAGUCAGUGAGGAGUAAGGAGGUGAGCUGUGACUAUAAAGUGAGCUCAGGACCAAACUCUCUCUCUCCACGCAGUGAUGGGUACACCUUUACAGAUCUGGUGGGAGUUCACAUCAGUGAUCCAACAACUAUACAGACACCUUCUACAGCAGUGGGUAUGACUCCAGGUCCUAGAUCUACUUUGCCUCCCAGCAAGACAGUGAGUCCUACAGAAGUUUCAACUGUUACUUCUACCUUUACCCCAGAAACCACAGUGACACCAACAACCAGGUCGACUGUUUGCUGUACUUUUACCACUGACACCCCAGCGAGUACAAAUGAAAGAGUUCAAAGCUCCACAGAAAGUGAUGUGGAAUCAAACAGUCAAGAAAGCAUUCUGGUGGGGCAAUUAUGGCAGGCAGCAGUGGCUUCUGGAGUGGGCGUGCUCCUGGUAGGAUUGACAGCUGUCUGUCUCUGCAGGAGGACCAAGAAAACCAAUUCUCAGAGACCUACAGCCAGACAGGAUGAUCACAGACAAUAUGAAUUGGUGUCUAUGGGAGCGGUGAGCAGAGGAAUCAUGGUGGAUUCAGGAGAUGCUGGAAUCGAUUCUCAGAUCACUUCUGUACUGUCCACGUUCACGCCCUCAGGUAACGUUGAUGUGGAUACACAGGCAUUUGCAAAUAAACAUGUAAGUACAGCACAAAUAAUUGCAUGGAGUAUUCUUAUAUCGGUUGUACUAUUCAUUGUAUUAUAUUGUUAUAUUAUUAUUAUUAUUUAUAGCAUUGUUUUCACAGACAGACGGACUCGAGGAUACAAGUAUCUCUCUUUCUCUCACUGUGAUUUGACUUUCAGUUUAAGAUUGGUCUUACAUCCUCAUAAAAUACCCCUUAUGAAUUACAUUAACUGUACUGUAGAUUCGAAGCCCUAAAGUGAAUCUGUUUCUUUCCUCUAGUCUGACACUUACCAUGUAUACAGCUCAAUCCCCGACAGACCAGCAACCUCAGCCCAGCCGGAUGGGUUGUACAGUCUUCUGCAGACACACUGACACUACACCUCUGGCUUUCUGUAGCUAUGUCUCACACAAAUACAUUCUAUCUCACACGACAUCCAUUGUUUAUCACACAUCCAGUUACUGUAAAUAAGUUGCUUAACAGGUAAUAUAUCUACUGUAUUACACAUGGACAACUGGUUUCUGUUACAUGUCUAUCCAUAAUAUCUGUUACUGUGUUAAUAUAUAUAUAUAUUUUUUUAGGGGUCCAGGGGGCAUAGUCCCCUUUGAGCAUUUUUCUUAUUUCUUUCCCCUAGUUAAUGCUAAAUCUACUGUAUUUAUGUAUUUUACGUUGACUGUGUGAUACCUCCUUCCAUAGCGGUUGGAUACAAUUAAUUUCCUGUUGGGCAAAACAUAAUCCAAAACACAACCAAAACAAACUGCAAAUGCAUCCAACAAGUUUGUUGAGUCACAAGCUUGAUGUAUUUAUUGGGUGCAAAGAAUCAAGGACCAAAAUACAAAAUGUUUGACUACCUUAAUACACUAUAAAUGAGUUUGUCCAAAUACUUGUGACUUUUUCAAAUGUGGGGACUAUAUAGAUAAAGUGCAUUUAUAUCAAAACGGUAAAACAUACAAUGCCUUCAGAAAGUCUUCACACCCCUUGACGAUUUCCACAUUUUGUUGUGUUACAGCCUGAAUUUAAAAUGUAUGAAAUUGAGAUUUUUUUUGUAACUGGCCUACACACAAUACCCCAUAUCGGGGUGGCAGGUAAUCCAGUGGUUAGACCGUUGGACUAGUAAUCGAAAGGUUGCAAGAUCGAAUUCCCGAGCUGACAAGGUAAAAAUCUGCCGUUCUGUCCCUGAACAAGGCAGUUAACCCACUGUUCCUAGGCCGUCAUUGAAAAUAAGAAUUUGUUCUUAACUGACUUGCCUAGUUAAAUAAAGGUAAGGUCAAAGUGGAAUUAUGUAAAAAAAAAAGAAGAAAAAAAGUGUCAUUGAGUAUUUAACCCCUUUGUUUUGGAAAUCCAAAAUAAGUUCAGAAGUAAAAUUCUGCUUAACAAGUCGCAUAAUAUGUUGCAUGGACUCACUCUGUGUGCAAUAAUAGUGUUUAACAUGAUUUUUUUAAUGGCCUCAUCUCUGUACCCCACACAUACAAUUAUCUGUAAAGUCCAUCAGUCACGUAGUGAAUUUCAAACACAGAUUCAACCAAAAAAACAGGGAGGUUGUCUAAUGCCUCACAAAUAAGGACACUUAUUGUUUAAAAAAAGCAGACAUUGAAUAUCCCUUUGAGUAAGGUGAAGUUAUUAAUGGAUGGUUUAUCAAUAUACCCAGUCACAACAAAGAUACCGGCAUCAUUCCUAACUUAGUUGCCGAAGAGGAAGAAACCUGCUCAGAGUUUUCACCAUGAGGCCAAUGGUGACCUUAAAGCAGUUACAGAGUUUAAUGACGCUCAGCAGCACCUUCUCCACGCUGCUCUUCGUCGUCCUUCUCGCCUUCCUGUGGAGGAACUGGGAGGUCAUCUCGCAGUACCUGGAUCUCCUCCUGAUGUCCCCGAGUCGACCUACACGGGUGGGGCUCUCUUAAUGAGUGACGAAGGGAGGUGAUGGUGGGGCGGGGCUCCCUGAACAAUGAGGGACAGAGGCAGGGACUGGUGUGUGGGGGGGGGACUAACUAACAAACCCGUACACUGCCUCUGAUGCAUGUGGUGGAGCCAGGCAAGUACAAAGGGUGGGCUUAGCGGAAAGGAGGAGGAUGAUGAGGUGCCAGGAGAUCUGCACACUUACUUAUCUCUCUCUCAGAACUGUGAAAUUGUUUACACGUGGAAGAUGUUUUCUUGAUUUAGAAUUGAUUCAAGUGGUAUUGAAUUUGUUUCUUCUUCUUAUUGCAGUCAUUAAUGCAAAUGCUUGAGGGCUUUCUCUUGUGGCAGGAUUGGGAAGGUAAACAGCUGGCAUGUUGAUGAUCCACGUGACUUCACCCUUUUUUUGAUCUCCUUUUCUCUACGUCCAAAAUCUCUCUUCCUUUUCUCUCUUUAACCCUAAAAUCUCUCCUUUCUCCCUUUUCUUACUCCCAAUAUGUUCUCUUCCAUGUUUGUCUUCCUCUGCCCCUCUUCUCAAUCACCCCAGUCGUUGCCCAUUUCACCAAAUCGCUCUUCUUUCUGGGAGGAUUAAUGUGACUAGCUACAGUGCACUGUUGUGGACAAAAUCUAAUUCAUCACUGGAUCAAGCAAGUGAUGGGUUCUUGACUUGUUUCUAUUGGACGAGCUAAAUGCGACGUUGGGCUUGAUUGGAUCAGAACUGAGUCGGAAUAUGCUCAGCUUGACGCCUUGCACUCUUGGCCUGGCCUGUUGGAUCUGCCCCUGCUGAGACUAUAAACUAAUCUAUAAACUGAAUGAACAUACUUGAAGAGCUGUGAAACUGCUCAGACUUUCAGUGCUUCCGUACUGUUUCUAUUAGUGAAAAUGAAAUGUAAACUUUUUAUUUUUUUAAACAAAUAAACAUGCGGUUUUAAAAAUGAA
This is a messenger RNA of Salmo salar (Atlantic salmon), 4844 nucleotides long. Lineage: Eukaryota; Metazoa; Chordata; Actinopteri; Salmoniformes; Salmonidae. The record is from RefSeq and is a predicted model, not a curated record.